AUGCUCGACACCCUGAACGAGGACUGCCUAAGACUGAUCGUGUAUCGCCUCGAUGAAGGCAGUACAAUCGCCUUCCACAGCACAAACCGCCACUUCUUUCAUUCCGCCGAUGAUGCUGUUCUCGCGACACACUUCACCAACAGAGCUCACCUGGUUAACUCAUACGGUCUCCAAGCCUUGGCAGACAUGACCGCCGUACCACGCAUCCGUAUCGUUAUCCGCUGCCUCACGCUGAUUGUUCCGAGCACUUAUCUCUACGAUGGCUUCGCUCAAACUCGUGCGGCGGAGGAGUAUCCUGACAAGGCCAAGAAGCUUCGCGAGUCGGGAGGAUCCAGACAAUCCACUAACAAAGAGACUAUCCACAGGCCUUCAAAAGACAAUAUUUGCGUGGAAGCCUUGUACAGAAAGCGUGUACGGCAACUUGCUGCGGAGGAAAGUAACGAGCUUCUCGAGAGUGCUCUCGGCUCCACGCUACUCGAGCAGAUCUGCAACAAUUUGAAGGAGGCGGGGCGUUCCUUCAAAUUUGUGACGCGGUCUUGGAGUGCUGAUGGUGUGAGAGAGUUUUGCUGGGUUCCAUUCUUUGACGAAUCGCCCAAUGAUCAAGGGGGUGUGGAGUACUCAAACGUCUCCGGUCUCUGA
Molecule: messenger RNA, 639 nt
Organism: Recurvomyces mirabilis
Lineage: Eukaryota; Fungi; Ascomycota; Dothideomycetes; Mycosphaerellales; Teratosphaeriaceae
Exons: 1
Coding region: 1-639 (212 amino acids)
Source: RefSeq, a predicted model, not a curated record